AUGGCGCCGCAGCAGAACACCUUCGCUGUCAUUCCAGACGCCCCCGGGCGCGUCGGUGGCCCCGCGAACAGGCCGCCGAUGACAUCGAAGCAGGCUCAGAAGCUAUACAAGCAGGCGAACAAGGAACCGAAACGAUCUAAGGCCGAACAACGGAAAUGGGAGAAGGAGAAACAAGAGGAGAUUCGCAAGGAGCUAGAAAAGGAGCGCGCGGCAGUCAAGGCCAAGGCAGCGAGAGAACGAAAAAAGGCCAAGGAAGAGGAGGCCCGAGAGAACAGGCGAAGGGCUGGGCAGCCUCUAUUUGACUGUCGACCAAGUCAAGACACGAUCGCGCGUUUCGUACGAGGAAAUGGUACGCACAAGAAGAGAGAUUCGUCUGGAGAACCGAUACCAAAACCCGAGACUGCCUCUGCCGCCUUGGCCGAUAUCGAGCCGGAUACCUUAGCGUCAACCGCGGCUUCCAAGCCUCCUCUUCAAAUUGAGUCAUCAGAAGAGACCAAACCCUCAAUUGCCUCCAUGGCACCACCUCCUCGUCCCACACAGAUAACAAAGUCGGCCAUGUCACCUGCUCAAGGCGCAACUACGAGUGAAAGACAACCUUCGGCUGAAGGAGUCGCGCCGAAACCAACAGACAAAGAUGCUCUCACACGACAGCUCCUGAAGCCGCUAUUCACGGCGCCAGAAAAGGCACCAGCAUUAAUGGCUUCCAUGGGACCUCCUCCACGACCUGCUGUGAAGGCCAAAUCAAGGCCUUUCAUGAUGCCGAAAGCGGCAUUACCAACCCAUCAGCCACCUCGGCACAAGAUAUUCAAGCAAAAGCCGUCUCCCCAGCCUUCUGUCCAGCUCAAAACAGAGGUCUCACUGCCAAAAGAGUUGUCAUACCCGAAGUCUGCACUGCCAAAGUCAUCAACGGCGAUACCUUCCCCUCCAGUACCAUCACAGAAGCCCAGAAUAGAGGCUGUAGGAGACAAAGCGCCGACGGACAUAUCCAUACCGACGAUUGCACCGUCACCAGGAGUCCAAUCGAAACAAAUGCUACCGCCACCAAGGCCGUCAAUAUCGCAGAUGCCUCCACCAAGCACACAAGCAAUCGUGCAAGAUUGUUUUGAUGACUUCUUCCCAACAGCCUCACAACUCGCUGUAGAGCUUGAAGAGGAUUUCGAUGGAAAACAUACGAUGCCUCGAGCGGUUUUUGGCCCAAAAUCGAACACACAUGGUGCGAUUGCAGCAGCACACAGUACGCCUCUAGACCUGAUGAUGUCCUCUCAGGAGGUGCUGGAUAUAGAGUCCCCAGCCAAAGCAAUGACACAGUUAUCGUCAGGGGGACCGGUAACAAACCCUGCCUCGCCACUCUUCGAGAUGGAUCUGGGGUCGAUAGAUUGGGAUGAUGACUUGGAUGAUUUUUGA
Molecule: messenger RNA, 1404 nt
Organism: Colletotrichum acutatum
Lineage: Eukaryota; Fungi; Ascomycota; Sordariomycetes; Glomerellales; Glomerellaceae
Exons: 3
Coding region: 1-1404 (467 amino acids)
Source: RefSeq, a predicted model, not a curated record